UUCUCGACAAUCUGGAGCCGGGCGACGGGCUAAUGGAAACCCGUCUCCGAGAACUAGAUGGUGGGCCUUCGUCUGCUGUAGUUCCGAGGCCAAUCGACGAUUGAAUCUGGGAGGAAUUUGACAGUGACAGCACGAGGUGAGGACGAUGGCUCUCAGGCACACAUUGCGACAAUUUUCUCGGAAGUCUUGCAUGUUUUCACCACGUUUGCUUCAAGCUCGAAACACUUCGUCUUCCGCCGAAUCGCAUGCUACGUCAUUUGGUUUUCGCCAAGUGUCGGAAGAGCAGAAAGGGAAGCUUGUCGGCGAAGUUUUCGAGAGCGUUGCCUCCAAGUAUGACGUUAUGAACGAUUUGAUGAGCCUAGGCUUGCAUCGACUUUGGAAGGACAGGUUGGUUUCGAAGCUCUGUCCUUUUCCUGGUAUGCAGCAUCUUGAUGUAGCUGGUGGAACUGGGGAUGUUGCGUUCGAUGUUUUGGAAGCAAUCAACCGAGUUGAACAACGUAGUCUUCAAGUAUUACCUGCUGAAGCAGACGCAGAGGAUGAGACUAGGGUUUAUGUUUGUGACAUCAAUCCAGCCAUGCUUGAAGUUGGUAAACAGCGAGCGAAGAAACGAGGUCUAGCAGGACUUCCAUCUCUUCAAUGGGUGGAGGGCAACGCUGAGCAUCUGGACUUUAAGGAUGAAUCCAUGGAUGGCUACACAAUUGCGUUCGGCAUCAGAAACGUGACUCAUAUUGAUAGAGCGCUUAAGGAGGCUCACAGGGUCCUGAAAAAAGGCGGGAGGUUUUUGUGUCUGGAACUGAGUCACGUGAGCAUGCCCGGAUUCAAGCAAAUAUAUGACAUGUAUUCCUUCGCAGUUAUACCAGCUGUAGGGCAGUAUGUUGCUGGAGACCGAAAUUCUUACCAGUAUCUUGUUGAGAGUGCUCGAAAAUUCCCCACUCAGGAGCGCUUUGCAUCCAUGAUUGCAGAUGCGGGGUUUCAAGACGUGCAAUACGAGAACUUGGUGGGUGGAGUUGUUGCCAUACACUCGGGUUUCAAGCUGUAGAACCUAGUAUACUGAAUCCACUUCAAAGGGAACAUUCUACACGAAGUUGGCUCGAGAAACGAAACAGCACACUGAAAAAUAUUGAUACCAAAAGAUUGAGUUCCCGUCUUAAAUUCAGACUAGGAAGAUAGAACAUGUGAUGGUCGUUUGUAUUAUGCAGAUGUGUAGGAAAACAUCUACGACAUUUCUUCGUAAGUUGUCGAGAUUGGCAACAGAUAGCAAGAGGUUGGUCCCUGAAAUUUUUUCCGAACUCUUUUGGGUGUGCGCAAGUGUUGAGCGUUUAUCAUGUACAGAAGGCUUUCAGUCGACCAAUAAUACAAGACAUAACAAAGUUUUUCAACUCAAUGUCAAACUGAA
Messenger RNA from Marchantia polymorpha subsp. ruderalis, 1396 nucleotides. NCBI's taxonomy places the organism in Eukaryota, Viridiplantae, Streptophyta, Marchantiopsida, Marchantiales, Marchantiaceae. The record is from the annotation of a GenBank genome assembly.